This is a messenger RNA of Gossypium raimondii (Peruvian cotton), 2773 nucleotides long. Its product is annotated as acetyl-coenzyme A synthetase, chloroplastic/glyoxysomal. The record is from RefSeq and is a predicted model, not a curated record. NCBI's taxonomy places the organism in Eukaryota, Viridiplantae, Streptophyta, Magnoliopsida, Malvales, Malvaceae. The coding region runs from base 96 to 2423 and encodes 775 amino acids. Gene Ontology annotation, molecular function: AMP binding; acetyl-CoA synthetase activity. The transcript is spliced from 18 exons.
AAAGUCUGAUGGUAAACUAUAGGUAACAAAUACAUACACAUAAUGGAAAGGUUAUAACUUUAUAGCAAAGCUUUAAGCUUGAACUAUAAGAUAAAAUGAAGAGCAUCGGCAUUUCCCCCCGUCCCAUCAUUCCCCUUAUACUCCCACAGCUUGAACAUCGCUACAAAAUAUCCCGCCUCAACCAUCGCUUGCCUCUUCUUCACCUUGACGGUGCCGGUCGAUCACUCUUGUUGAUGGCCUCUCUCAACAACCACAACCACAACCACAAUCACCAUUUCCGCCACGCUGAUUCCACGGCUUCUCCGCCUUCCUCUGCCGUAGCCAAGAUCUCUCAUUUGAAGGCCGUUGUUUUGGGUGACGCUCCUGCUUCUGAAGAGGACGACGUCGUUCUCCCUAGCCAUGACUUUUCUCGUCAGGCUCUCGUUCCUUCUCAGCAAAAGUACCUGGAAAUGUAUAAAGCAUCGAUAGAAAACCCAGCUGGGUUUUGGUCAGGCAUUGCGUCAUCGGAGUUUUACUGGAAACAAAGAUGGGGAGAUCAGGUUUACUCUGAGAAUCUCGAUGUGAGGAGGGGGAAUAUCAAGAUCGAGUGGUUCAAAGGCGGCAUUACCAAUGUGUGUUACAAUUGCUUAGAUAGAAACAUUGAUGCUGGACUUGCAGACAAAAUUGCUCUUUAUUGGGAAUCCAAUGAACCUGGCUUUGAUGCUACUUUAACUUAUUCCCAACUACUCCAACGAGUUUGCCAGCUUGCUAACUACUUGAAAAGUGUUGGUGUUAGAAAGGGCGAUGCUGUUGUUGUUUAUUUGCCUAUGUUAAUGGAACUCCCUAUUACUAUGCUUGCAUGCUCGCGCAUUGGUGCAGUUCACUCGGUUGUCUUUGCUGGGUUCUCUUCAGAAUCUCUUGCCCAACGAAUUGUGGACUGCAAACCCAAAGUUGUUAUUACUUGUAAUGCUGUUAAAAGAGGUCCCAAGACCGUCUUCCUCAAGGACAUUGUUGAUGCUGCCCUUAUUGACUCUGCCAACAAGGGGAUCUCUGUAGAUGUGUGCUUAACCUAUGAAAACCAAUUGGCACUGAAGAGGGAAAAGACUAAAUGGAAGGAAGGAAGAGAUAUAUGGUGGGAGGAUGUUGUCCCAAAAUAUCCAACUUCUUCUGACGUUGAAUGGGUGGAUGCAGAAGAUCCCCUUUUUCUGCUGUAUACUAGUGGGAGUACCGGGAAGCCAAAGGGUGUACUUCAUACAACUGGAGGAUACAUAGUUUCUCAUAUUCCUUUCUUAUGCUCUAAUAUGAACUUUCAAAAGGGUGUACUUCAUACAACUGGAGGAUAUAUGGUGUACACAGCUACAACAUUCAAAUAUGCAUUUGACUACAAAGACUCUGAUGUUUACUGGUGCACAGCUGACUGUGGUUGGAUUACAGGGCACAGUUAUGUUACUUAUGGACCCAUGCUUAAUGGAGCUACAGUUCUUCUGUAUGAGGGGGCCCCAAGUUACCCUGAUCCUGGACGAUGUUGGGACAUUGUUGACAAAUACAAGGUGACCAUUUUCUACACUGCCCCUACCUUGGUGCGCUCUCUCAUGCGUGAUGGUGAUGAGUAUGUUACACGCUACUCAAGGAAGUCCCUUCGUGUCCUUGGAAGUGUUGGCGAGCCUAUUAAUCCAAGUGCUUGGAGGUGGUUUUUUAAUGUAGUUGGAGGGUCAAGGUGCCCAAUUUCUGACACUUGGUGGCAAACAGAAACAGGUGGCUUUAUGAUUACUCCUCUACCAGGGGCCUGGCCACAGAAGCCUGGUUCUGCAACCUUUCCUUUCUUUGGAAUCCAGCCUGUCAUAGUGGAUGAGAAAGGAGUUGAGCUUGGUGGUGAGUGCAGUGGCUACCUGUGUGUGAAAAGCUCAUGGCCUGGUGCAUUUCGAACUCUGUAUGGUGACCAUGAGAGAUAUGAGACAACAUACUUUAAGCCAUUCCCUGGAUAUUAUUUUACUGGUGAUGGAUGCAGCAGGGACAAAGAUGGGUACCACUGGCUUACUGGAAGAGUUGAUGAUGUUAUCAAUGUCAGCGGGCAUCGUAUUGGCACAGCUGAGGUGGAAUCUGCUCUAGUUUCUCAUCCUCAGUGUGCAGAAGCUGCUGUGGUUGGUGUUGAGCACCAGGUUAAAGGGCAGGGCAUAUAUGCCUUUGUAACUCCAGUGGAAGGCAUUUCUUACAGUGACGAACUCAGAAAGAGCCUUAUACUCACCGUGCGAACUCAGAUAGGAGCAUUCGCGGCACCUGACAAAAUACAUUGGGCACCUGCCCUCCCAAAAACAAGGAGUGGGAAGAUAAUGCGGAGGAUUCUGAGGAAAAUCGCAGCCAGACAGUUGGAUGAACUCGGAGACACAAGCACACUGGCCGAUCCAGGUGUAGUAGACCAGCUUAUUAAACUUGCUGAUACCUGAAACUGAAACAGAAAACCACACUAAAGUACCUAGUCAAAGAACCAACUCAAUCGCACACUUGUUGCUGGAUAUCAUUCCCAUUUCGACAGUGAGUUCAGUAUCUUUCUGGCUCUUUCUUUUUAUCUUGAUGGCUUAUAUAGCUUCAUCUAGUUUGAUUUUUAAGUACUUAAUUUGUCUCUUCUUUUUUACCCAUCUUUGGAGGUUGCUUCAUCCAUAUUGAUAUUUUUAUUUUCUAAACCCCCCCCCCCUUCCCGGCCCUGGCCAACCAAAUCUUUGUAUGUAUGUAAACUAAUGUACAUUUGUACUCUUUCAAAAAUAAUAUAGUGCUAUGAUAAUAAUAAAUUAAUAAA